UUAUCAGCUGUUUCCUCUCCGAGGACGCUCCUCUUUGCGGACCUUGAGCGGGGGCACAUCGGGUUCACAGGGUGGUUUUUCUUUUUCUUUUUUUUUUCUUUCGUUUUUUUUUUUUUUCUUUCCACGAGCUCACACGGAAAGAUGACGUUAAAAUCCAAUAAAAACGAACCUGCCGUCAUACUGGAGUCUGUGAGCAGCGUCCGGACAGCCCUCUCCGAUCUGUACCUGGAGCAGCUCCUCCAAAACAAACCAAAGUCUGACAAGGCGGCUAUGCAGACAUAUGAGAAUAAAGGCGCUGACGUAUACACCAACGGGAGUGCCGGACACAUGAACGGCGCAGAGCUGACCAGGAUGAAAGAAGUGGCGUUUGAGAAGAAUCCCUCCGAGCCGAUGGGAGUCACUCUGAAGCUCAACGACAAACAAAAGUGUACCGUGGCCAGAAUACUGCACGGGGGCAUGAUCCAUAGACAAGGGUCCUUACAUGAAGGGGAUGAAAUCGCCGAAAUCAACGGGAGAAGCGUGACGAACCAAUCUGUCGACCAGCUGCAGAAGAUCCUGAAAGAAACCAACGGAGUCGUCACGAUGAAGAUCAUUCCCAACCCGCAGAGUCGAUCCCAAGCCUGCGAGAUGUACAUGAGGGCUCAGUUCGACUAUGACCCCGCCAAGGAUGACCUCAUCCCGUGCAAAGAGGCGGGCCUGAAGUUCCAAACCGGUGACAUCAUCCAGAUCAUCAACAAGCAGGAUCCCAACUGGUGGCAAGGCCGAGUGGAGAGCAGCGCCGCCGACUUCGCCGGGCUGAUUCCCUCCCCGGAGCUGCAGGAAUGGAGGGUGGCGAGUAAAAGCAAGGCCAGAGAGGGCAGCCAGUCCUGCAGCCCGUUCGGGAAGAAGAAGAAGUGCAAAGACAAGUACCUGGCCAAGCACAGCUCGAUUUUUGACCAGCUGGAUGUGAUUUCCUACGAGGAGGUCGUUCAGCUUCCGGCUUUUAACAGAAAAACUCUGGUGCUUAUCGGUGCGCCCGGUGUAGGAAGGAGACACAUCAAAAGUGCACUCCUGACCAAAUACCCUGAUAAAUUCUCCUAUCCUGCACCGCACACCACCAGACCCCAGCGCAAGGACGAGGACAACGGACAGGAGUACUAUUUCAUCUCCAACGAAGCCAUGACCAAGUCCAUCUCCGGGAACGAGCUGCUGGAGUACGGCAGCUUCCAGGGCAACAUGUUCGGUACCAAAAUCGAGACCAUCCAGAAGAUCCACGAGCAGGGCAAAAUCGCCUUGCUGGAUGUAGAGCCACAGACCUUGAAGGUCUUGCGGACCGCCGACUUCGCACCUCUCGUGGUGUUCAUCGCUCCCACCAACACAGCUGCUCAGACGGAAAACCUGCAGAUGAUCCAGAAAGAGUCGGACACCAUCUCGACCACGUAUAGACACUUCUUCGAUGUGGUCCUGGUCAACAACGACGUGGACGAAAGCGUGAAAGGCGUGGAGGAGGCCAUGGAGCGCGCCACCUCCACCCCGCAGUGGGUGCCUGUAUCAUGGGUGUACUGACCGCUGGUCCGGCCCCACCGGUAUAACACCUGUUUGUUGAGAAGCAGUGCAAUAUCACUCCUUACACAAACCCAGUUAGUGAUGUCCCAGGUGUGUGUGUGUGUGUGUGUGUGUGGGUUUACUUUUGGUUAACUGUCACUGAGAUUUUUUGCACAGAUUUCAUCCAUAAAAUAAGCAAUAUGUAGAAUGGUUGACUUUUUUUGGUAGAAAUUUGAAAACCUCACCGAGGAUGUUUUCUUUUCUUUUUUUUUUUUUCUUUGGUUGUUUUAGACGGUUUGUGCUUCAGGCUUGUUGGACGGGUGACGGGAUAGUUUUGGUGCUGUGAUUGUUGGAACGUGAGCGAAAAUGCAAAAUAGGACCACAACUGUGAAUGAAAUCCUCACUUUUAGAAAAAAAAACAAAACAACAGGGUUUUAUCAUGUGAAGCAUUAUGUCCUUCUUUUAUUAUUUUUUUCCUGUUCUCGCUAGAUUGUGCCAUGAAAUUGAGAUUCUGCAACUGUUUGUGCAACCCUUCCCCCUCCCCCCGUACAGCGAUAAUGUCUUGAACACCAAACGUUUGAAGUCAGUCAUUAAAUAACCUCACGUCUCAUCUCAUCAAGAAACUGUAUACCUCAUGGGGUACUGUAAAGGCACUUUUAACCAGAAAAAUAAAAUUUCCCAACUCUGUU
Molecule: messenger RNA, 2213 nt
Organism: Acanthopagrus latus (yellowfin seabream)
Lineage: Eukaryota; Metazoa; Chordata; Actinopteri; Spariformes; Sparidae
Gene: mpp1
Product: membrane protein, palmitoylated 1
Exons: 12
Coding region: 142-1545 (467 amino acids)
Cellular component (GO): cell-cell junction; plasma membrane
Molecular function (GO): signaling receptor binding
Source: RefSeq, a predicted model, not a curated record